Molecule: messenger RNA, 7366 nt
Organism: Struthio camelus australis
Lineage: Eukaryota; Metazoa; Chordata; Aves; Struthioniformes; Struthionidae
Source: RefSeq, a predicted model, not a curated record
CUUUGCUUAACUUCCCCUAGAGCAGAAGUCCUCUGCUUUCAGUGAGACAGCACGUGAAGCUGGUCAGGAGGGCAGAGAGUGCAACGUCCUCUGUUCUAGGCGUGAUGGUUCAUCUGAUGCUACAAUGUAUUUUCCUCUUCCAAUGCAGUAUGAAACUAACUUACCAAAUCUUGUGACAAAUUACUCCAGAGAUCCUUUCAAUUUGAAGUUCAAAUCACCACAUUUAAACAUAGAUCCUGGACCUGAACGACAGAAAGCAAGGCAAAAGGACUCCUACAGAUUUCUUACAUUAGGUGAACUUCAGGAGAGAACUGGGAAGUUCUCAGGAAAGCACCAGCACGCUACAGAGCUAGGGAUAUGGACAACCAAUUUCCUUUACCUCUUCAAAAAUGUAAUUCUGUUUUCUUGCUCUUACUGACUUUGAUGGAGCCUGUAAAGAUAAUCACUUGGGGAAUAUUUUCUCAUUUUAGCCUUUAAUAGAAAAUUAUAUAGCACUGCACAUGGCAAUUCAUUGUAGGAAUUCAGAUAUCCAUGUUAGACUGUCCAAAGAUGCAGACUGUUUCAGAAUAUGCAUAUAUUGGGAGAAAACUUUGAUGGUUUAUAAACAUACAGCAAACACUAGAAAUUCAGGAUUUCAAAAAAGAAAAUGUCUCCAUUGUCUUUACAAAACAGCUCCCAUUAGUAUUACUGAAGAUUAGCAAAUGGUGGGUUAAGGAGAAAAUAAAUUGUUCAAGGAGUUGGUGUAGGGGAUGAGAGAUGCUGAGCUGUGAAUAUAACUCUACUAAAUAGUGGCAGGUCAAUACACUAAGUGAUAUUUGUAAAAUCUGCACAUGCACAUUUGUAAGAUCAGAUGGCUAAACACAAACAUCUCUAGGCAUUUCAAUGCCUUGUGCUCUGAUUCACAUAUGAAAGCUCAUCUGAAGGUGAGUUCUCUGAUGAACCUGUCAAAGAUCCUUCUCAUGUCAGCCACCUCUCUGUUUUGUAGCUCUAACUUACCUUUUUACUUUUCUACUCUCAGAGGCUCAGAAGGUGACGUGGUGUUCAUACUGUGUUCUUAGAUUGUACAGGGGAAAAUCUAGGAUGGCUACAGCAAGGAGAGGUUGGUGGUGGUGUUAGUUCUUGUUCUGGUAGAGCAGGGACACUGAAUCCAAUCUGAUCCAGAGGGCAGACAUCUUUUUGGUCUCCUGUGAUCUUAGAUGAGGAAGGAUUGAUAGGUGCUGGCAGAAGCCAUAAUUCCAUGCGUCUGGGUAGGCCUGGAGACACUGACACUUGAUUAAACUCAAUAGACCUCUUUUUUGAGGUCAGAGCAAAAAGUGCAGACAGUUUAGAUGGCCUUUCCUCAGGCUGGCUUGCACUAGGGAAAGGUUACUACCAAGUGAGUUCCUAGCUGUAUCCAGGAUGACCCUUCUGUCCUACAGAGGCUCCAUGUGUCGAUGCAGGCAAUGCAGCAUUGCCUCAGAGUCUGUGCUGCAGUGUGGAUUAUCUGAGUGAGCUGAAGUAAUGCAAAAGUGCUGGUCACAACACUGACCUCCACUGGAAUAACUGAUCCUUCUCGGAAAAAUACACGUCUGAACAGAGUUCUCUGCGGUCUUAGCUGGGGUGCUCUAAUACCCAGCUUGAGCAUCUCUAUUUUAUGCUCAAGUCUUCAGCACAGAUGUUCCCAAGAGCCAGAACUGAAGCUGUAGAAAGCAGUUCUGAGUAACUUGAUGAUCAAAGCAAAAGAAGUAUUAUUAAAUAGCUUUGUCUUCCAGAUACAAAUUCUUAUUCUGCCAGAUUGUAUGCACUUGUUUAUAGUCAGUACGUGACUCAAAAUAGCUGAACUAAGAGCUGGAACCUGUCUUGUUGCUGACAGAUUUACAUUUCACACUGUUAGUUUCUAUCAGACUGAGAAAGAUGAGUAAUUUGUAUAUCCUAAAAUAAUACAUUUUUAAUUUAGGGCAUCUAUUUAUCUAAGGUUGCUUUAUGUUCAAAUGAAUUAAUUUCUGCUGGUUAUGCUUGAAAUUCUCCUCUAUGGUGGGCCAGCAAAGUCAGGGAAUUCCUUGAUGUGGUCUUGCACGCUCUUCCAAAGAAAAGGAGCAAAUUUCUUUUUCAUGUCUGGAGUGCUAAUGUAGAUGCUUGGGGAAGGGGAGAGGGAAUUUUUGCAGUCACCCUACAGCUUGGGCAAUGUGAAUGGUGUGUGAGAUAAGAAGUAAAAUCCUAAGCUUGACCAGGACACUUGCUGAUGGAUUGGUAAGGAUAGACUGUGCAUUCCAGCCACCUCUCCUGGCAUAUCACAAGGUGCCUUUAUCACAAUCCUCUGUCAGUAAACAUGCCUAUGGAAAUGUCUGUGGAAACUUUCUCGAUCCUGACUUUUGUUGCAGCUUUUGUGAAUCAGUAAUUAUCUUCCUGCCAAACUGGCAGCAAAAGAAUUGUGCUUUUCCCCAUGUGUAGAAUCAUAGAUAACUUAGGCUGGAAGAGGCUUCUGGGGGUUGUGUGGUCUAACCUCUACUCAAAGCAGGGCCAUGGUAGGCUGCUUUCUAAAGUAGGUUGAAAGUAGGACCUCUGUUUAAUGUGUUAGGAGACAAUUUUCUUUUUUAGCUUCCAACAUGCACUCCUUCGAUGUUCCUGGGCUGCUAACACAUUACCAUGCCCUCUAACACAGCCCCUAGGUCUGGCGUUCAGGAUCCUGGGAUGACAGAAAAAUGCCUAGGAAAUGUGCCACUUUAUGCUUCCAUGUGGUCUAAAACAAACUUCUCACAGAGAAAUUCUGGAUCUUGUUUGUAGAACAAAUCAGUUUGUUCUAAACUAUGUUUAUGUCUGUGAUGUCUGAUACUAGCCUGAUGUCGUUUUACACGGUAAUUGAUGACUAUGUUUCAAUGACCAUGUCUUUCCUUUCACAGGAACCUUAGCCUCAGCUGCACGGUGAUAAGUGGCAAGCAGUGGGAUUCAAGUUCUACAGCCUUAUCCAAGCUAAACAUCAGCCUUCAGGCCUUAGGAAAUAUAUGUGCCUGCAGGUGCUAUGACAGAUACUAGUGGUGCUGAGUAACGUCAUGUUUGUGUCUUGUGUCCUGUUAUUUCAGGUAUCAGCUCUCUGAGAACCCUGGACUGGUAUGAGAAAGGAGAUCUAGGCCCUUCAAGCAGGGCAAACACUGUCCAUUAAUUCUUUUCCCAGUCCUGCAGUCGUCUGGAUGUAAAAGAAAUGGCACAGCCCAUCAUGCUCUUGAGGACUGAUGAGGACAAGUGUCAUUAUGAGUUUAUUUUGGAAACUCCCUGCCAUUUCCACUGAAGAACUUGUGAUCAGCAAACUGCAUUACAAUGAUUCCCCCCACACUUCCUCUUGCUUUGACAGAAACAGCUGUUUUGCCCUUCACUCUAAUUAUUAUAGGCCCUCAAAGCUCAACACCAUCAGCUGGGAAAAAAGGAGCACAGAGAAGUUAAAUGACUGCACAGAGAAGUUGAAUAACUUGCCCAAAAAGCGUGCGAAAAGAGUCGGUUUCAGUCCAACUCUCACAGGGAAAGAAUGUACUCAAGAUGAAAGCACAGCUGCAGCUAUCUUUGCUGUUCAGAUGGAUGACUACUUAGGAGGAAAACCUGUGCAGAGUAGAGAAAUUCAAGGAUAUGAGUCUACUGAAUUUGUGGGAUAUUUCAAAGGAGGAAUUAAGUACAAGGCAGGCGGUGUUGCCUCCGGAUUUAAGCAUGUUAUUACUAAUGAUCUGAGCGCCCAGAGGCUUCUGCAUAUCAAGGGCCGGAGAGUAGUACGAGCCACUGAAGUUCCCCUUGCUUGGACCAGCUUCAACAAAGGAGAUUGUUUCAUUAUUGACCUUGGAACCGAAAUCUAUCAGUGGUGUGGUUCAGCAUGCAAUAAAUACGAGCGUCUGAAGGCUACUCAGGUUGCUAUUGGCAUUCGGGACAAUGAGCGGAAUGGAAGGUCGCAGUUAAUUCCUGUGGAAGAAGGAAGCGAACCAGACCAACUUAUAGAGGUUUUAGGAAACAAGCCAGAGCUUCCUGAGUGUGGUGAUGAUGAUGAUGAGACAGCUGAUAUUAUGAACAGGAGAAGUGCUAAACUGUAUAUGGUGUCAGAUGCAAGUGGAUCCAUGAAGGUGUCAGUGAUAGCAGAGGAAAAUCCCUUCUCUAUGUCUAUGCUUUUAUCUGAAGAGUGCUUCAUUUUGGACCAUGGCGCUGCAAGAAAGAUCUUUGUGUGGAAAGGCAAAGAUGCUAACCCACAAGAAAGAAAGGCAGCUAUGAAGAAUGCUGAAGAAUUCGUACAGCAGAUGAAUUAUCCUGCUAACACACAGAUUCAAAUUCUUCCAGAAGGAGGUGAAACACCAAUCUUCAAACAGUUUUUCAAAGACUGGAAGGAUAAAGAUCAAAGUGAUGGCUUCGGAAAAGUUUAUGUCACAGAGAGAGUGGCUAAAAUUGAGCAGAUUGAAUUUGAUGCUACGAAGUUACAUGAGUCUCCACAAAUGGCUGCCAAGCAUAAUAUGGUAGAUGAUGGUUCAGGGAAAGUAGAGAUCUGGCGUGUGGAAGACAGUGGUAGAGUUCCUGUGGAGCCUGAGACAUAUGGACAGUUCUAUGGGGGUGACUGCUACAUUAUCCUCUAUACUUACCCUAAAGGGCAGAUCAUCUACACAUGGCAAGGAGCUCAGACUACAAAAGAUGAAUUGACUGCAUCUGCAUUUCUGACUGUUCAACUUGAUCGGUUAUUAAAUGAUCAGGCUGUGCAGAUCCGAGUCAGCCAAGGCAAAGAGCCUGCACAUUUAUUGAGCUUGUUCAAAAAUAAACCACUCAUUGUCUACAAGGAUGGGACAUCAAAGAAGGAAGGACAGAAACCUGCUCCCCCAACACGACUCUUCCAAAUCCGCAGGAACCUGACACCCACUACCAGGAUUGUGGAGGUUGACGUUGACGCAACGUCCCUGAACUCCAACGACGUCUUUGUUCUGAAACUGCCAAACAACUCUGGCUACACCUGGGUAGGAAAAGGGGCAAACAAAGAAGAGGAACAAGGCGCUCAAUACAUUGCCAGUGUUCUCAAAUGCCAGGCUAAGAAGAUUAAUGAAGGCCAGGAACCGGAGGAAUUCUGGAAAACACUUGGAGGUAAAAAACCAUAUCAGACCUCAUCACAGCUCUUGACAAAGGCCGAAACGCAUCCACCUCGUCUAUAUGGCUGUUCUAAUAAGACUGGCAGAUUUAUUAUUGAGGAAGUUCCAGGAGAAUUCACUCAGGAUGAUUUGGCUGAAGAUGAUGUCAUGUUGCUGGAUGCCUGGGAGCAGGUUUUCGUCUGGAUUGGGAAAGAUGCUAAUGAAACUGAGCGACAGGAAUCUGUUAAAUCUGCCAAGCGCUAUAUUGAAACAGAUCCUUCUGGAAGAGAUAAGGGGACCCCCAUUGUUGUUGUGAAGCAAGGAUACGAACCCCCUAUAUUCACAGGCUGGUUCCUGGCCUGGGAUUCAAAUAAAUGGAAAAAUUGAUCAAUCCAAGAAUGCCUCAGCUUCAAGCCAAAGAAUGAGCAGAGCACAGCUAGUUUCUAGUAUUUUUAUGCAUAAGCUUAUGAAAUGCUAUGAUGUAUCUGUUGUUCCUCUUUCUUCAGCUUUGAUAUAUUUCUAUGAAUAACCUAGAAAUUCUCAGUACGGGGAAGGCUAAAUGAUAAUGGUAACCAUGUCAAGUGGGCUGGGUGGGGCUUUUCAUGUAGUAAAUAUGCAAAGCAGUACCAAUACUUCGGUUAUUUUAUGACUUCUUCAAACAAAUGCUGUAGAUCAGUUUAUUUUAACUUUUAUGUGCUAAAAUGGAACAAAGUGUGCCUUCAUUUAAAAAUCCAAACUAAUGCCAAAUUAAUUAUUUUAGAUUAAGGUCAGCAUAAUUUUACACAAAAUUUGGCCCAAUGAAGUACUAGUUCUACAUCUGUUGCAAGGGCAGGACUGGCCCAUGACUGACUUAAUAGGCCAAAAUACUCACACUCACUUACAUAAAAUUUCAAAGGAUGCUUAAUCCAGAGUGGGAGCUUUGUCUUGCAAGGGGCAAAUACGGGGUGGGUAUUUUGACAAAGCUAUGUUUAUCGUGUUUGUUUGCUAUACUUGGUCUAGUAAGUAGACGCAUUUUGAGCUUAAGACUGUAUGAUUGCAAGAGUAUGAUGACAACAAAGGUUUUUGCGAGAGACUGCGGUAAUGGUUUUCUUCAGAUCUUUAGAUUUGUUAAGACUCCUCAUUGUGAACCAGCCUCCAGUUUCGUGCCUCUUAACCACAGCUCUUAAACUUAUUCUAAUCCCUUGCUGCUUUUAAAUGGUAGCAGAAGUAACACCCCUUAAAAUACUUACUCUGCCUUCCCUGGAUUGCAAUGAAGCUUGGUUGCCUUACUCUGCAGUGCUCAGUUCCUUUCCAGCUUAUAGAUUGCUCACAUUGUCAGGUACAGGAUGUGUUUAUACUCGUUUUCUAUACAGGUCUUGGACAUAUAUCAAGUACCUCAACCCCUUUCUGUUUCAGUAGCAUUCCACAUCCUGGCAAUCUGGAGUCUGAGUACACGCCAUAGAAUAUUGCCCUCUCUUUCUCUCAGACACAAUUAUUUUGGAUUAUUUUUAUUCUGGUGAACGUAAGAGUAGACUUUCAAACUGUUUUUUAUUUGUAGUUUAGCCACACAAGUCUCUUUAAAGGCAGUGAGAAAAAUUCUGCUUCGAAUCUUUAACAUUGCUUUGAACACUUAUCAUAUAAUGCUUGCUUUAGAAAAGAAUUUGUACAGCUGUCAAUCAUGUUAACGUGCCUUUUUAAUGAAGGCAUUUUAAUUGUUUUUUGUACUUAUAAGUUAAUUUGGAAAAUCAAAUUUUAGACUUUUUUUGUAUUUUGUUAACCUGAUUAAUUGUGAUUUUGAAUCUGAGUAAUGCAAAAGAGUGAAUUUAGCCUGAGCUCAUAAUCAAUAUCAUUGAAAACAAGAACUGAGACUCCAUUAGAUUAAUUCUGGAAGUUUGUUAGCUUUAAACAUUUAUUUAAAACUCUACUAAAUAAUUGAGCUGUAUUUGGAUGUCAUUUCAUUUAAAAUAAAAUUACAAAACAGUAUUUUAUUUGCAGAGCUUAUCUUCCUACCUCUACCUAUUUCUGACAUAUUGUUAUUCAGUGCUUCCACAGAUGUCUGCCAAAACUUGCUAAAAAAACAGAGAUGCCUUCCCUUUUAGAUGAGCAAUGCACUUAAUAUUUUACUGUGAUGCCAUUUUAGCCACCGGAGACUUAACUCUUCCAAGCAACUUAAAAAUUACAAAUCUAUGUGAACGCUAAAGAAGUGGGUGCUUAUUAGCAUAUAAUUUCAUCUUUAAGAAAAACUAACAUUGUUGUCAAAUUCUUUGGCUUUAUAAUUUUCUGUUUGCAUAAAUGAUUGACUAUAGGAAUGAUUAUUUUAUAAAAUA